AGGCGACUGUGCACAUACACACACACACAUAGACACACGCAGAUACAGAUCAUCCGCUGCAGGAGCAACACGGGCAUGCCAAAGUAACACAGCAAAAAGAAAAAAACGGGGACAAGCAGAAGAAUAGGAGGCCUGUUGCAGCUGCUAAGGAAUGUCCACCGUGCAGACCUGAGGUAGAAAAUGAAGCGCAAGAGCGAGAGGAGGCGAGCCGAGUCGAGGAAAAAGCGCUGUGCAGCCCUGCACAGCUCAGAGGCGGAGCCUAACUCUGAUGUUUACAUUGAGAUUGCAGACUUUACUCAGUAUGCGCAAAUCCUCUUGAAGAAAAACAACCUUUCUCUGCAAAACGUCAUGUUCAAAACUGCGGGCAAGAUGACCGCGGACGAUGUUUCGUCCAGAUGUAUUGAGUUCAUCAAGGAUCAACUAUAUUUCGCCACACUUCAGCAAAAGAUCAAGAGCACAACUGAACGACACUGCUUCUGCAUAGAUGAAGAGCUGGCCUAUGAAAACUUCUAUGCGGACUUUGGUCCCCUCAACCUGGCCAUGUUUUAUCGCUUCUGUUGCAAGCUGACAAAGAAGCUCAAGUCCAUUACACUUUCAAGGAAGAAGAUCAUAUUUUACACCUGUGGAGACCAGAAGAAACAAGCUAAUGCUGCCUAUCUAAUAGGCUCAUAUGCAGUAAUGCACCUUAACAUGAUGCCGGAGGAGGCCUACAGUCUGCUGAUGUCAAGGAAUGCAACAUAUAUUCCAUUCAGAGAUGCUUCGUUUGGAACCUGCAUGUACAAUCUGAAUAUCCUAGAUUGCCUCCGUGCCGUUCACAAGGCUCUGCAGUACGAUUGGCUCGACUUCUCCAACUUUGAUGUGGAAGAAUAUGAGCACUAUGAGAGAGCAGAAAAUGGCGAUUUGAACUGGAUCAUUCCAGGAAAGUUCCUCGCAUUCAGCGGUCCUCACCCAAAAAGCAAAAUAGAGAAUGGCUACCCUCUGCAUGCUCCUGAGGCCUACAUCCCUUACUUCAGGAAACACAACAUCACUAGUGUCGUCCGACUCAACAAAAAGAUGUAUGAUGCCAGACGUUUCACAGAGUCGGGCUUUGAACAUCACGACCUAUUCUUUGUGGAUGGGAGUACACCGACUGACUCUAUCGUCAGAAAGUUCCUCAACAUCUGUGAGAACGCUGAAGGAGCCAUCGCUGUCCACUGCAAAGCCGGUCUCGGGAGAACUGGCACUCUGAUUGGCUGCUACAUGAUGAAGCAUUACCGCCUGACUGCUGCAGAGGUGAUAGCCUGGAUACGGAUCUGCCGGCCUGGGUCCAUCAUUGGACCUCAGCAGAACUUUGUCGAAGAAAAGCAGAACAGUCUGUGGGCAGAGGGAGAUAUUUUCCGGGAGAAAAUGCUUAAUGAACAAGAGAAUGGUAAAAUGGCUGUAACCAGAAUCCUAUCUGGAGUUGAUGACAUAACCAUUAACGGGAGCAACAAGAACAGAGCAUCCAAGAAAGAAGAAAUGGAAAUGUAUAAUGAUGAGGAGGAGAGAAAUGGCCUCACGCAGGGCGAUAAACUGCGAGCCCUGAAGAGCAAGCGACAGGCCAGAUCAUCAUCAGGGUCGCUAUCACAAGAAGAGAAUAAGAUUCACACCAGGUCAUCAUCACAGUCCCUGAACAGGGCCAUCUUGCAGGCCAGUGUUCAGGGCUGUAAGGCCAGUGUCAACCCUUUGGCUCUGUCUGAUCACUCAGACAGCAGGAAGAGGACCAGAACCUCACUGCCAGCCAACGGAGUAGCAGGCAGCAGCUCCCUGUGCCACACCAGACUGGUCAGGUCCCUAGGCAACUUGCAUGUAGUGGCUGGCGACAGGGACCCAAUGUGUUGGGAGCCAUGUGGCGGCCACAGAGACACAGCCAGUGCCCCAGCCAACACAUGCAAUCUCAUCAACUUAAACAUGGCACAGGCAAGCUCCCUCAGACCCACUCUGAGCCAAAUGGAGGCUCUGGAUACUUUUGCACACAAACUCUGAUUAUUCUUUUUAUGAAGACUUCUCCUCUGUAUCCUCCAAUUGGGGGAAGUCAUAUUUGAAAUGGUUUCUUUUAAAUUUUGGCAGCAGUGGGAUGAUUUGAUCUGUGUAACAAAGUUAAAGAUCAAGUCGUUAGUGCCUGUGAAUCCAGCCAAAAUCCAGAGUCUCAGUAUUCUCUCCCUCUUUCUCCUCUGUGCUCAUGACAGUGGUCAUAAAUAAUCACUUAACGUACUUCGGCUGGGCUGCAUCAACAAGGAUUAGACAAAAUUGAAUUGUGAUUCAGAUCGUUCUCAGUCGGAUGUUUUUACCAGGUUAUGAAUAAGCAGGAUUCAAUCUCACUUUUAAAUGAUGGUUCGUUGAGGAAAGAUCAACAGACUUAUUCGAAAUGAUUAAUGGAUUUGAAAGAUUAUUUUAAAAUAUGAGAAAUUACUUUUCCUGCUGAAUCUGGCAACUUUUGACAAAUGUUGAGGUUAAUUUGCCAGUGGAUAUCCUAAUAUAACAGAGUGGUAAAUUAAAUGAAAAAUAAGAACAACAUUUAAAUUCUAAUAUAACCAAGAGAAGUAAUUUAUUGUUUUUUAGCUUAAUGUGUAACAUAGGUAAUAUAGAUUAAAGGUGCCCUGUGGUGUUUCUAGUCAAUAAACAAGUGUUUAUAUUUAGCAUUUUUCAGCAUAAGCAUUGGAGUUACCUUUUAACUAAACUGAUUGUUUGACUUUCAAACCUUUUCAGGUUUUUAAAAACCUGCAUUGCAGAAUCAAUCCAUAGUCUUUAAGGCGGAGCUUCCUAUCGGUGCAGUUACAUGCAGUCUAGCACGGAGGGAGAAUGGGCGAAUAGUAUCAUUUCUUAUAAGGCGUGUCCAUGAGAAAAUAUGAGGGGCGUGGGUUUGUAAGCAGCUGUUCUUGCCACCGUUCAAGCAGCUAUUGUGCAUUUGGAAAUCCCUUGACUUCGACAGGUGGAGAUCUUCAAUUGUCUGGUAUGACAAGACUGAUUGUCAAUAAUCAGUAGUUAAACCAUGAUGGUGCAACCCAGCCAAGUGUCUUCUUUACUAUACUUUCACUAUACUAUACUUUACUAUUCAUCUUUACUGUAUCUAGCCUGACUUUGUCAAGUACUAUUUUGUUCCACUUUGCAAAUUAAAGACAGGAGUUACUAACAUUUUAUAAAUCUGACGCUGCUUGCGCAGCACAGUCAGCUGACCAAAUGAAACUCAACCUGCCUCGGUCUCGCUGCACUUCCUUCAAGUGUCUUUCCUUGCAUCUUUACUAAGAACAGGGAAGUUGGGAGUAUGACUGGCUGUAGCUUCUCCGUUCUCUGCUGCUCACCGUGUCUUUCGCCUCUGGGCUGUGAUCACCACUCUGUAGCAACCUCUGCAUCCUUUUUUAACUGCGGCUCAUCUGUAAUGUUUCUCUUUCCUCCUCUGUUUAUAUUUCUUGCACACAACAGACGCACUGUCUCCAGAGGACGUAAAGCUCGCAGCUCUUUGCAAUCAAUGAGAUUUUCCAGGCUAUGGUAUCUAUCUCCUUUUCACUUUCUGUCGUCCUGUUUUUGACAUUUUCUUCUUUUGAAUUUGUUAUAAAGCGUUCGUAAAAGCAUGUUAGUGAUUUGCAUAAAUAUUGAUUGCAUGAAUGAUAAAAAUGUUGACAGAUGAAUUGAAUUGUGGAUAGUGCAGUGUACUUCUGUGAUGUCCAUCCCUUUUUAUUUAUGCUUCCUUUCUCUUUUUCUUCUUUAGUCACUCUAUACCCAAAGCUAGAGCUCCUCUACUUCGGUGAGCACAUGGACCUGGAAACCCUGAGGAAUUUUAUGUUAAAUCCAACUUCUAUACAAUACUCUUUCAAUAGAUUUUGAGAAGAUUAGAACUAAUUUUAACCAACGUGACAUAAAUCAUUUAUACAUUGUUUUGAUUACGAGUUAUUUUACCCAUAAGGCACUUUCGUUUUUAUAUAUUUUUAAACACAGCAUCAUGAAACAAAAGCAUAUUCUAUAAUCAUUGCCUGGUUGUUCUUACUUAUCAAAGCAUGUAUUAGCAAAAAUCAGAUUGAACCGCAACUGUUAGACCGGCAUGUGAAUGUGUGAAAAUGAACACUGUGCAGCAGAUAUUUUUGUUUGUACAGCGCGAGAAUCACAUUUGUAGAUGGAUGAAUCCAGGAGUGUGAAAACACCUGGUGAAGAGCUUAAGAUAAAAACCUGCUCUUUGACCUUCAAGGCUCAUGUUAAAACAGGAGCUUGGAUCUAAAUGAAAUAAAGUAUUGCAGGAAUCCAUCACAAGUUAAAAGUACAGUACUGUGCAGAUUUGUACCUUCAUUCUCUUGUCUGGCUUGUAUUUUUAUUCCUUUUUAAAUUUACUUGUGAAGCUUUUCAGCUACUGCAUUUCAAGACUGUAAAUAUGUCCACAUUUGAUAUACUCAGUUUCUAUUUUGUAAAUAUUUUGUACUAUGUUUUAAUCAUGCUAUGAAACAAGUCAAUGGUCCUGAAGGGGCCUUGUCUUACUCAUGUUCAUAAUCCACUAAAUACUGGCUUUGAGCACAUAGAAUCAUACUUUUUAAAUAAACUGUACUCCCCAGUU
Messenger RNA from Scomber scombrus (Atlantic mackerel), 4561 nucleotides. RefSeq names its product cell division cycle 14B (gene cdc14b). The coding region runs from base 181 to 2004 and encodes 607 amino acids. Gene Ontology annotation, molecular function: protein serine/threonine phosphatase activity; protein tyrosine/serine/threonine phosphatase activity. Gene Ontology annotation, biological process: regulation of exit from mitosis; microtubule cytoskeleton organization; positive regulation of cytokinesis. NCBI's taxonomy places the organism in Eukaryota, Metazoa, Chordata, Actinopteri, Scombriformes, Scombridae. Gene Ontology annotation, cellular component: spindle pole; centrosome; mitotic spindle. The transcript has 15 exons. The record is from RefSeq and is a predicted model, not a curated record.